Molecule: messenger RNA, 573 nt
Organism: Mycena indigotica
Lineage: Eukaryota; Fungi; Basidiomycota; Agaricomycetes; Agaricales; Mycenaceae
Exons: 3
Coding region: 1-573 (190 amino acids)
Source: RefSeq, a predicted model, not a curated record
AUGGCCGUCGGAGGACAAGGUUGUCGGCUAUCACGUGGGGCCGGGGACUUGUUGUCAACUUCACCAACGCUUCACCAACAACUCUCAGCAUAUUUUUCCGACUCCACGCCAUGGCUUGCGCGUUACGCCGAGCUUGUCCGCGCUCGAUGCGGCGAGCUUGGUCAGUCUUCGCGUGUGCAUGUCCACCAGGAUCAACACAGCAACAACUCCCCUCCGCGAUAUACCACGAGUGAUGUCAUGAACGCGGUUUACUUGAACUACUACACCAUCAUCAGCCGCAACCUCAAGCAACACCGCAACCGCCGCUUCAACGACGGCCACCGACACCAAUACCUGUGCCAAUGGAGGUGGACGAGAAUCACCAUGCGCGAUUCCGGCAGGCCAGCAAUCCUCAGCAGAGUCAAGCAGAAACGGCCUUGGGAGGUCAUGGAGAUGGAUGGCGGGGAGGAGAUCGACGAGUUGGACGACAGCGAAGAAGGCAAUGGGAAAACGACUGCGGAGCAUUUGGACAAAACGCGCCACGCAGCGGGGGUCAACGUAACACGAUCUAAUCGUUGUACCUCGCGACUUUAG